AUGUUUACUAUCGACCUCUCAACUUACUCCCGCUUCAUCCAUGACCACACGAAGCGCCAGAUGGAGGCCCAGGGACACCACUCGCUAGACCGUACCUCUUCUGGUGGCGAUGGCAAGUCUACCACCUCUAGCAGGGGAUUCACCAACGGCAGUUCCACCCCUACAGACUACCACUCCUAG
Geosmithia morbida is the source of this 180-nucleotide messenger RNA. RefSeq lists its product as uncharacterized. Bases 1 to 180 code for a protein of 59 amino acids. Lineage: Eukaryota; Fungi; Ascomycota; Sordariomycetes; Hypocreales; Bionectriaceae. The transcript is spliced from 2 exons. The record is from RefSeq and is a predicted model, not a curated record.